AUGGAAGCCCUAAGAGAGGAAGUCCGCAGACUGGCCAAGUCCGGCGAUGAGAGGACUCGCAAAAACAUCUUGGAUGAAUUAAGUGCUCUGAGUGCUUCAAUUGAAUCUCCAGAUGACUCGGUCCAGCGAUUCACGUUCUAUAACAUGCAACUUGCCGCCAACCUCACUGCCAUCGAUCUUAAACUGUUUGAGUUGCUGAGUGAAAAUGAAACACCUCUCACAGUAGAUCAGAUCAGUGAGAAAAUCGGUGCAAAUCCCGUUUUCAUCGGCCGUCUACUCCGUUAUCUGGCUUCAUACUACGCAAUCCAGGAAGUCAACAAGGACCUCUUUACUUCAUCAAACAUCUCGAAAACAUUUGCUCAGCCCGGUUUCCAGGCUGCUGUUGGUCAUAUCUUCAACAAUGCUGGUCCAUCCAUCCAAGAAUUCCCCGCCUUCAUAAAAGAGAACAAUUACCCCGACAUCCAAGAUAACCUACAGGGACACCCUGAAAACAGGGACUUCUUCAACUUGCACAUGAAAUCCAAUCGGGAUGGUAUGCCCACAUUUCUGGAUGUGUUCCCUGUUCUCGAGAAAGCUACCGAUUUGACUCCCGAGCGUGCAUUGUUUGUCGAUAUUGGUGGAGGUAUUGGUCAACAAGCUAUUGCGUUUAAGGAAAAAUAUCCCCAGCUUGAAGGCCGAGUGAUUGUCCAAGAUAUUACUCUAGCGACAGCCGACGCGAUACAACAUCCUGGUGUGGAAGCUAUGGCGUAUGACUUCUUUAGUCCUCAGCCAAUCAAGGGUGCCAAAUCCUAUUAUCUACGAAAUAUCCUCCACGAUUGGCCUGAUCACAAGUGUCGAGAAAUUUUGAAGAAUAUCAUCGAUGCCAUGGCUCCGGACUCUUACAUUCUGAUUGAUGAUAUGGUUCUUCCCAAUGUUGGUGUUCACUGGCAGCAAGCACAAUUAGAUAUGCUCAUGAUGGUGGCUCUGGCUGCGAGGGAGCGGACACAGGAACAGUGGGAUCAGCUAGUCGAGAGUGCUGGGUUGAAGGUUAACAAGGUGCAUACUUACACCGAGAGUUCGAAAGAUAGCAUUAUCGAGGUGAUUACAGCCUGA
Messenger RNA from Penicillium malachiteum, 1092 nucleotides. Its product is annotated as O-methyltransferase B. Bases 1 to 1092 code for a protein of 363 amino acids. The record is from RefSeq and is a predicted model, not a curated record. The transcript is spliced from 6 exons. Gene Ontology annotation, molecular function: O-methyltransferase activity. NCBI's taxonomy places the organism in Eukaryota, Fungi, Ascomycota, Eurotiomycetes, Eurotiales, Aspergillaceae.